AGGCCAAUUCCAAGGCUGCGACCACACCUAAGAAAAAGGCGACAAUCCAGGCGAAGAUCUCCGCCAGUGGACAGAUAACCAGUCCCAAGAAGGAGCUACUAGCUACCCCCAAUCCAUCACCAAAGAAAUUCUCUGGCUUCACAGUUAAACCGGGCAAUUCUGAUGAAGCCCCUGAAAGCUCUCCCCACAAGUCUAGCCUCUCUGCAAAGAAGUGUGACCCAAAGCACAAGGAUUGCUUGCUGCGGGAGUUCAGAAAGUUGUGCGCCAUGGUUGCCGAGAAGCCCAGCUAUAACGUGAAAACGCAGAUCAUUCAGGACUUCUUGCAAAAAGGAACUGCGGGAGAUGGCUUCCAUGGUGACCUCUACCUGACUAUUAAGCUGCUAUUACCAGGUGUUAUUAAAAGUGUUUACAACGUGAACGACAAGCAGAUUGUCAAACUGUUCAGCAGGAUUUUCAACUGCAGCCAGGAUGAGAUGGUCCGAGACCUGGAGCAGGGAGAUGUUUCCGAAACUGUGCGCAUCUUUUUUGAAGAGAGCAAGUCCUGCCCUCCGGCUGCCAAAAGUCUCCUUACCAUCCAGGAAGUGGAUGAGUUCCUCACUCAACUUUCAAAGCUUUCCAAGGAGGACGACCAGCAAAGUGUGCUGCAGGAUAUCGCUAGCAGGUGCACGGGGAAUGACCUGAAAUGCAUCAUCCGGCUAAUAAAGCACGAUCUGAAAAUGAAUGCUGGUGCAAAGCAUGUGUUGGAUGCUUUAGAUCCUAAUGCCUAUGAGGCAUUCAAAGCCUCCCGCAAUCUCCAGAAUGUGGUGGAGCGAGUGCUGAGGAACCAGCAGGAGGCUGAGAAGUUGCCAGGUCUGAAGCGAACCCUCAGCGUCCAGGCCUCACUGAUGACCCCUGUUCAGCCCAUGCUGGCUGAAGCCUGCAAGUCAAUCGACUACGCCAUGAAGAAGUGCCCCAAUGGGAUGUAUGCAGAGAUCAAAUACGAUGGGGAGCGAGUUCAGGUCCACAAGAAUGGAGAUCACUUCAGCUACUUCAGCCGAAGCCUCAAACCUGUCCUCCCUCACAAAGUAGCCCAUUUUAAGGACUUCAUCCCUCAGGCUUUCCCUGGUGGACAUAGUAUGAUCCUGGAUGCGGAAGUUCUUCUGAUUGACAACAAAGCCGGCAAACCGCUACCCUUCGGGACCCUUGGAGUGCAUAAGAAAGCUGCUUUCCAGGAUGCCAAUGUCUGCUUGUUCGUGUUUGACUGCAUCUAUUUCAAUGACACCAGCCUGAUGGACAGGCCCCUGCGUGAGCGUCGAAAGUUUCUCCAUGAUAACAUGGUGGAAAUCCCCAACCGGAUACUUUUCUCCGAGAUGAAGCAUGUCACAAAAGCUUCAGAUCUGGCAGAUAUGAUCAAUCGAGUCAUCCGGGAGGGGCUGGAAGGACUGGUGCUGAAAGAUAUAAAGAGUACGUAUGAGCCCGGUAAACGUCACUGGCUAAAAGUGAAAAAGGACUAUCUGAAUGAAGGUGCCAUGGCUGACACGGCAGACCUGGUGGUUCUGGGAGCUUUCUAUGGACAAGGCAGUAAAGGUGGGAUGAUGUCCAUUUUCCUCAUGGGCUGCUAUGACCCCAAGAGCCAGAAAUGGUGCACGGUGACAAAGUGUGCUGGUGGGCACGAUGAUGCCACCCUGGCUCGCCUGCAGACGGAGCUGGACAUGGUGAAGAUCAGCAAGGAUCCCAGUAAAAUUCCAAGUUGGCUGAAAAUUAACAAGAUCUAUUAUCCAGACUUCAUUGUUCCAGACCCAAAGAAAGCCCCAGUGUGGGAGAUCACAGGUGCUGAGUUCUCUAAAGCAGAAGCCCACACUGCAGAUGGGAUCUCCAUCCGCUUCCCUCGCUGCACCCGGAUCCGAGAUGACAAAGACUGGAAGACUGCCACCAACCUCCCUCAGCUCAAGGAUCUGUACCAGCUCUCCAAGGAGAAGUCCGAUUUCAAUAUCGUUGUAGCAGAGGAGGAAGGGUCCACAGCCAGCAGCAGUGGCGAGAAUGAGGGAAAUUCUAGGUCUUCCACACCCCACAAAAUUGCUAAGACACCCCCAAGCAAGUCACCUGCAAAAGCCAAGAAGCAAGAAGGCAGCAAAGCAGUUGGUCGAUCCCCCCAGAAGAAGGUGGAGGACAAGCGAGGGGAGAAACGGAAAGCAGCCGAGCUGGAUGACAACAGAAAGAAGACGCUGCUGGACAUAUUUACAGGGGUGAAGCUGUACCUACCGCCCUCCGUGGAGCACUUCAGCAAAAUCCGCCGGUACUUUGUGGCGUAUGAUGGAGACCUUGUGCAAGAGUUCGACACUGCCUCAGCAACACACGUAAUAGGGGAUGUUGAUGAGAACCCUGGAGCCAAACGCGUCUCUCCUGACUGGAUCUGGGAGUGUAUCCGGAAACGGAGGCUGGUGGCCCCCUGUUAAAAACUCAAGGCAGCUGCCUGGCCCAACACUGCUGUGCUCUAGGAAGGAACUCCUUAAGGGAACAGCAGCGACUAGGCAGGUGGAAGAGAGGCUGAGAUCUGUCAAAUGCCUGGAGUUCCUCACAGCUGGGCUCUAAGGACCCAUAGCAACCACUUUGAUUUUUAUCAGUGCCAGCUGGAAUGAAUUCAGAGAUCUCACUAAAGAUGGCACCAUUGGAAUCCGUUCUUUCUGUCCAUCAUUUGAACCCAUCCGUUCGAUCUAGGUGCUGAUUUCAUCGAUUUUGUUUUAAAGUUUGGGUAUUUUUAUAAAUAAAAACUACACAAUGGCUUCUCCUUUCCGGUAAGGACAGAUAUUCUUCUCAGGCUGUUCUGUAUCUGAACAGAAGACAAACCCUGGCAGUGUGUAUAACUUCCUAUAGACGUAUUACCAGUAUGAACUUGCUGCACACUACUAUAAUUCAAACAAAAGAAGGCUAGUCUAAACUCUGCCAUUUAUACUGCUUGGUAUUUUCUCCUCGGGGUUUAUUUUAAGACUGUUGCUGGCUAACCUGUUUCAACAAUCAAACCUAUAGGUCAGCAUCCAGAAACAGUUAGACAGUGUUUCAUUUUAAAACGGGGCCAAAUAAACUUCCGUUAAGGGUUUGUGUCA
Trachemys scripta elegans is the source of this 3083-nucleotide messenger RNA. RefSeq names its product DNA ligase 3 (gene LIG3). Lineage: Eukaryota; Metazoa; Chordata; Testudines; Emydidae. Gene Ontology annotation, cellular component: DNA ligase III-XRCC1 complex. The record is from RefSeq and is a predicted model, not a curated record. Gene Ontology annotation, molecular function: zinc ion binding; DNA ligase (ATP) activity; DNA binding. Gene Ontology annotation, biological process: lagging strand elongation; double-strand break repair via alternative nonhomologous end joining; DNA recombination.